UCUAUGAAUAAAACGCCGAAAAUCGACCGACCGAAGCGGCGUUCGCGGCAUCUUUCAUCACGUUUUAUUGAAUUAAAUUGACUAUUGUAGUGCAAUUUGUGUAUGUGCUGUGAACCAGAAUAUAUGAUCAAUUAAAUUAAAAAUGAGUACGUUGGAUAUAAAUAAAGUUGAAAAUGAGGAGGAAAAUAAAACACCGGAUAAGAAGCAAAUUGAAGCCGAGGAGAAAGAGGUGAUGUUAAAAGCUGAAGUGGAGACUAUGGAGACGCCAGCAGAACUCAAGGCUGACUCCGAGGGGCCCGUGAAAGCUGCUCUGUCGGGAGAUGUGACGGAACAGGGCCGUGAAGUCAAACCUAAAUUUAUACCCAUUGGGGCCAUCAAGAUGCCUGGGUUUUUUACUAAAAACUCUGACAAAGAAAAAGCCAAGGAUGAUGAAGGAGCGAAUGAGAAAGACGGUGAUAAUGACAAGGAUGAAAGUAAGCCGAAGCGCCAUCGUCUUCAGUUCCUGCACACCUGCCCGUUCACACAGUUCAUGCAUCACCCACAACAUGAGAACGGUGAGGAUGCCAAUGAGAGAAAAAGGGGUCUUAUCUUCGACCUGAAGUAUCCUAAGAUUUUCCAAAGACGUUCAGCCAAAGAUGGAGAAGCCACUCUAGCUUCCAUGGAGACACUUGAAGAUAAGCUUGACACCCCCAACGAUGGCAUGGAGAAUGUUAAAUUAGAUGCUGGUGAUGCGGAAGAUGGUAAAGUUGCCACAAAACUGCCGUUGAAAGAGAGGAUUCGACAAAAGAAAUUUAUUAUAGAUGACAUAGUGGUGUGCUGCAUAGUGUUGCUGGUGUUGGUGGCGGUGAUCAUCGGGAUAGUGGUGGGCGCACGAGCAGGCCCGCCGGCUGAGCGGCCGCUGCGGCUCGGCCGGUACAUGACCACUAUCACCAACUGCGGGCCCGUGGAGGGAAUUCGCGAUGAAGACGUCUACAAAUUCUACAGUAUUCCAUAUGCAGUACCCCCAGUGGGCGAGAAAAGAUUCACCUACGCGCAACCACUCACGAACAUAUCAAUGUGCUGGAAUGAAACCCUGGAAGCUCAUAAUCGUGGCCCGCUAUGUCUACAAUUCCUUGAAAACAGCACCAUCACGGGCGAAGAGGACUGUUUAACUCUAGAUGUGGUCACUCCUCAUGUAAGGUACGACUCGCCGCUACCCGUGGUAGUACUGAUCGGCGCCAACACGUUGGCGGGUGGCAUAAGCCCGGCACAGCCAUCUGCAAUGUACGCACGGACAAAAGAAGUCGUCUUUGUGCGCCCCAAUUUCAGAUUAGGUCUUUUCGGUUUCCUAGCUCUUGAUAUUUUGGCAAACACGAAGUACCCAGCAACAUCUGGAAACUAUGCGCUUAGCGAUCUCAUAGUGGCUCUGCAAUGGGUGAAGCAUAAUAUACAACAUUUCGGUGGCGAUCCGCAGUCUGUCACAUUACUCGGUCACAGAGCGGGCGCCACGUUAACAGCCGCUCUCACCACUGUGAAGAAAGCCCAAAAGCUUUAUUCGCGUGCCUGGCUUUCCUCACCGAGUGUCGUAUUGCCUUCCCAACCGUUUGACGGUUCCUAUAGAUAUUUCGAGCAAUUUAAACAGGCUAGUAAGUGUAACGACGCCGAUUGUCUUCGUCGUAUGUCGUCAACGGAAAUUCUUUCGUACAUGCCCGACCUCUGGAUGACGACCAACAUCGGCAGCUUGCCGCUCACCGGCGAGUACAGACACUCGUGGCUCGUGAUGGACGGCGACCUGCUCAGGGAGCCCGCCAAUGAAAGUUGGAUCGCACAGAGGAAAGCCAAGGAAGAAGGCAAAGAAAAACUUUUCAAACCCAUGGUUUUGGGAACCACUCAACAUUCCGGCCACUCUGAUCUUUUGUACAAGAAGCCCCCUCAAAUGAAGUGGACUCCCGAAAUAGUAGAAAAAGAUAUAAACGCAAGUGUCAUCGGAGAUCAUCAAUUGAUCCCCGAAAUCUUCGCUCACGUCAAUAAAACUUACGAAGGCUUGGUGGAGUUGAUCAGUUCAGUGCGUACCCUGUGCCCUCUCCUGAACCUGACGCAGUCGAUCCUGAAGGCGCCGAUGUACGUGGUGCUGGGCGCGGGCGCGGGCGCGGGCGGCGCCGGCUCGGGCGUGGCGGGCGUGGGCGCCGACGUGGAGGCGCUGCUCGGCACCUUCGACUCGGAGGGCGCGGAGCAGCGCCGCUUCAUGGCCGCCAUGCAGCAGCUGUUCUACUACUACGUGUGGCACGGCAACCUGCCCGGCCCCGAGACCAACUUGAUCGCCGUGGGGCAGGACCUACUCCCCCUUCCGGACCUACCCCUAUGCCGCCUCCUUGUCGAGAAAGGUAUCGUGCCACAGUAUGCACACACUGACUAAAGUUUUGUAUGAUUGUUUAAUGUAUGUUAGGCUAAAGAGAAUUUGUCAAAGUAAUGCUAAGAUUAAUCAAGUCCCAAAGCCAUUGUUGUAUAACGCCUGUAUUUGAUACAUAUAUUUUUAUUGUAAUUACUUUUUGUGCACGUGUUUGUAUUAGUAUUAUGUGCCACUUGAGUUUCAUAGUUGUAGUUUACCUCGCCGAGUAAUGAUUUAUCAACCGACAGCUUCCCAUCAACUUUGAAUAAAAGCAAUUUAGUGUAGUACAAACAUAAAUCAUAAAUUAACCUCCAUAACCAGCUUUUUUUUAUAAUUAAUCUUGUGAUGAUAUUGACUGAUUUUGUAAUAGUGCAUAGAAACAACAAAAAUACUCUUUUAAGACUGAUAAAACGAUUGUAUCUCAAAUCAACGACCUAGUGAUCUCAUGCAGCUCUUUAUAAAUAUUUAUUUUUUUAAUUAGAAUUUAAUAUGAUUUUGUAAUGAGUUACCCAUGAAAUGCUUAUGUAGUUGUAAAUUAGAGCGAUAAUAUAGUUAAGUACCAAGUUUCAUCUAUAUUUGAUAUCAAUUUGAAGAAUUAGCUCAAGAUUGCAUGAUUAUUGCCCAUUUAAAUUGUAAGAACUAAUCUGUCGAUGUGAUUAGGUAAAUAAAUGUUUAGUUGUAAGUGUUAAGUGUCCAUAUCUCAAUUGUGAUUUAGUUCAAAGUCUGAUUAUUCCAAAGAGUGUUUUUUUGUAAUUUUGUAGCUAUUUAAAUUAGGCUAAUGGUCCCGAAUUGCGAAGCGCGGUUGCUGCGGACGAAUGUUUUUUAAUGUCUUGCCAAAUGCUUGUUUUCGUAACUACUGCACUAGUAAGGUAGCGUUGCAUCAUUUUAUAAAUUGGUCAUAAUAAAUGUAAGACUG
Pectinophora gossypiella (pink bollworm) is the source of this 3284-nucleotide messenger RNA. It is a transcript of the gene Nrt, whose product is annotated as neurotactin. The transcript is spliced from 7 exons. The record is from RefSeq and is a predicted model, not a curated record. The coding region runs from base 143 to 2395 and encodes 750 amino acids. Lineage: Eukaryota; Metazoa; Arthropoda; Insecta; Lepidoptera; Gelechiidae.